Messenger RNA from Lithohypha guttulata, 429 nucleotides. RefSeq lists its product as uncharacterized. NCBI's taxonomy places the organism in Eukaryota, Fungi, Ascomycota, Eurotiomycetes, Chaetothyriales, Trichomeriaceae. The record is from RefSeq and is a predicted model, not a curated record. The coding region runs from base 1 to 429 and encodes 142 amino acids. The transcript has 2 exons.
AUGACCGACAAGAGUCUCGCACUCUCACCACGGCCUCACUCGAUGCCUCAUGUAUCAGAGCAGGACGGAGAGUGUAUUGACAGCACUCGUGUGGUCGUGCGCACUACAUUGAAAGGACCGAUAGCGAGAUGGAAAUUUAGAGAGUCGGUAGUGACAAUGCAUAAUCCACUUAUGCCCGAGCCUCAACUCGAGUACCGUACAACCGCGAUGUUGCGUGCUUCAAAGAACCUCGCUUUUGGAAAAGUCUAUGCCAACUCCAAGUUUUGCGAUUCGAUGAGCUUCUCGCCGGCAGUACCCGAUACCUCGAACAAGCAGGAUGAGUUCGACCGACAACAUUUGGUGGAAAUCCAAAUCCCACAGGAAGUGAUCGUGGCUCACCAGCAGGCUGGAGGCAUCAACUCAUGUUUCGAGAUCGAGUGUCAAAGAUAG